Messenger RNA from Saccharomycodes ludwigii, 1689 nucleotides. It is a transcript of the gene RAD52, whose product is annotated as recombinase RAD52. The record is from RefSeq and is a predicted model, not a curated record. Gene Ontology annotation, cellular component: nucleus. NCBI's taxonomy places the organism in Eukaryota, Fungi, Ascomycota, Saccharomycetes, Saccharomycodales, Saccharomycodaceae. Gene Ontology annotation, biological process: mitotic recombination; double-strand break repair via single-strand annealing; DNA recombinase assembly. The transcript has a single exon. Bases 1 to 1689 code for a protein of 562 amino acids.
AUGAAUAAUAAUAAUAAUAACGAUCCAAACGCAAAAAGUAGUAAAAGUAGAUUUAAUACUUCUAUAGAUGAUAUACAGGCUAAAUUAGAGAAAAAAUUAGGUCCAGAAUACAUCUCUAAAAGAUUGGGUUAUGGUAAUAACAGAGUCGCUUAUUUGGAAGGAUGGAAAGCCAUUAAUUUAGCUAAUCAAAUAUUUGGAUAUAAUGGAUGGAGCACUGAAGUUAAAUCUGUUACAAUAGAUUUUAUGGAUGAAAAACAAGGCAGAUAUUUUAUUGGAUGUACUGCUAUAGUCCGUGUCACAUUAACAGAUGGUACUUUUAGAGAAGAUAUCGGCUAUGGUACAAUUGAUAAUGAAAAAAGAAAAGCUCUUGCUUUUGAAAGAGCCAAGAAGUCAGCGGUAACGGAUGCUUUGAAACGAAGCCUAAGGGGGUUUGGAAACGCUUUAGGAAAUUGUUUAUAUGACAAAGAUUUUCUUUCUAAAAUUGAUAAAGUCAAGUUUGAUCCUCCUGAUUUUGAUGAAAAUAAUUUGCUACGAUUUUCUGAUGAAGUACCAAAUGAUUCUCUUGCUAUGUCAAGCAGACCAAAUACUCUAAGUGCAAAUGGAGAAAGCCAGAGUCGACAACAACAAAAGAAAAGGAAAAUUGAAACUGUUCAGAAAGUUAAUAUCCCGAUGACAUCAAAUUCAAAGAAUAUUACCAAUGAGGAAAAAAAUAAUAAUAAUAAUAAUUUUAAUGUUUAUAAUAAUAAAAAAAUCAAUACAAUUAACACCAAUAAAGCUGAUACAAAUACUACUACUACUAAUAAUAACACUACACGUACUGGUGAUAAAAGUACAGUUACUGCUGCUCCAGUACCAUCUAUGACUAACACAUCUAUUAAUGAGUAUAUAGAAAAUUAUCUUGAUGAUUCAUUAUUAAUGAGCGAUGAUCUGCCUCUAGAUGACGAUGAUAUCAAUACUAUUACUAACAUUGCAAAUAGUUCCAACGCUAAUAUUACUAAUAUCAACAAUAAUAAUAAUAAAGAUGCCUCCACCAAUGCGGAUUCUAUUCUGAUUGUCAGUGCUAAAACGCUUCAAAAUUUAAAUGAUGGUAAAACUCAUAAUUCUAAUAAUAUCCCUGUUUUUGAUCAUACUUAUAAAUCUAAAUCCAUAAAAACUACUAUAGAUCAAUCGGUUUCGAAGCCUUUACCAAGAGAUAUUUUAAAGGAAAGGGGUGUAACUGCACAAGAGCAUGUAUAUAAUGGAAUACAAUCUAGGGAAAGGAAUAUAGACGAAGUGACAAAUGCCAAUAAUAAUAAUGGCACUUCCAUUAACACCAAUACUACAGCUUCAAGCGCUACAAUUAAUUCUACCAACAACAAUAGUAAUAUUAAUCAUACAAAUAAUAAUAAUAAUAAUAAUAAUAAUAAUACUACCACCAAUAACGGUAAUCCUUUAAAAAAUACUAAUGACAAUCGUCAUAUUAGUAAUCCGGCAAGUAACAAUAAUACUAAUUAUAAUGCCGCAAAUAAUUUGGCCCCAAGAAAAGAAGUUGGUAGACCUAAGAUUGCAUAUUUAAAUUUAAGGAACCACUCUAACCCUCGGAACACCAACGUUGCUACCACUAACACUACUAGUACUACUACUCAUAAUAGUAAUAAUAAAAAUAGUAAUAAUAAUAGUAAUGUCAGUGAUAAAAGCGCUGGAAAUUAA